CCCGUCCGCCCACCCCGGGGGGUCGGGGAGCCGAGGGGAGGCCCCCCUCUCCCCGUCUCCGCGGGAUGGGCCCGUUCCUGGCCGCCUUAUUCCUGGGCCUCGGCCUCCGCGCUUUCGAGAUCGUGGAGAAGGAGAACAUCUUCGAGCAGACCCCCUGCCCGGCCUUCCUGCUGUUCGACAACACGGCCUUCCUGGCGGACAUGAGCUUCGAGCUGCCCUGCCACUGCAAGCCCGAGGAGGUGUCCGCCGUGGUCUGGUACUACCAGGCGCGGCCGGGCAGCCUCCACACCAAGGUGCUGACGGACUUCGACGGGCGGGUGGCCACGGACGCCCGGCUGGUGCGGGCGGGCAGCGACGUGCUGACCCGCUUCAGCAUCCGCCUCUUCAGCCUGGUGGUGUUCCGGGCCCAGCCCGGGGACUCGGGCCUCUACCUGUGCGGCACGCGCCGCGGGGACUACUUCUACGGCUACGACGUGGACGUGCAGAGCAGCCGGGGGCUGGCGGUGGCCUUCAGCGAGCGGGGCCAGCGGCCCCGCGGGGACGAGGUGCGGGGCCCGCUGCGCCUCUUCACCACCUUCUGGGAGUGGACGCGCUGCGACCGGUGCGGCGUGCCCGGGGAGCAGUGGCGGCUCGGCCUGUGCUACCUGCAGGGCUCGGGCCUCUCGGCCCGCUACCGCAAGAGCCUCCCGGACGUGGUGUCGUGCGGGUCCCGCGCGGUGCCCCGGGAGCUGAGGGAGACGGCCCGGGGCCGGCCGCCCGAGCUGGUGAUCCGCCGCUGCCGGGCGCCCUGCCCCACGAAGCCGCCCCGCCGGAGCCGGCCGGGCCUCUCCGACGUCGUCGCCGGGGCGGGCGGCCGGCCCCCGGCCCCCGAGGUGCCCGUGCAGUUCCACCGGCAGCGGCUGGGCCACGGGCUGAUCCUGACGUGCCCCGGGGCCCGGCCGGAGCACGCCGUGGCCUGGGACAAGGGCGGCCUGCGCCUCUACCUCGCCCGCUACCUGGUCGGGGUCAACCGGUCCAUGCGCGUCUUCAUCGACCACGGCCACCAGCUGCACAUCCGCUUCGCCCGGCUGGACGACCGGGGCCUGUACCGCUGCUGGCUCCAGGGCACGCCGGCGGCCGGCUUCCGGCUGGCCGUGGUGUCCGGGGGCCGCCACCGGGCCUCGCUCUCCGACCCGGACACCCGCUACGCCCUGCAGGCCGCGCUCCUCUGCUACCUGCUCAUCACCGCCGUCUUCGUCCUCGUCCACCUCUGCCGCUGCUGCUGCUCCUAUUGUCCCUGCUGCCCCUGGCGGUAGCCCCUCCGCCCCCGGGCCGCCCCUCGC
This is a messenger RNA of Ornithorhynchus anatinus (platypus), 1322 nucleotides long. It is a transcript of the gene FAM187A, whose product is annotated as family with sequence similarity 187 member A. NCBI's taxonomy places the organism in Eukaryota, Metazoa, Chordata, Mammalia, Monotremata, Ornithorhynchidae. The record is from RefSeq and is a predicted model, not a curated record. Bases 66 to 1295 code for a protein of 409 amino acids. The transcript has a single exon.